AUGGGCAAAGAAAAGAAGAAGAACACCAACAAGGACGGUGAGGGUAGUGGCGGCGGCAAGGCGUCAAGGGACACCUCCGGUGGGUCGGGGUACACCAAGGUGAAGGUGCGUCACAUACUUUGCGAGAAGCACGGCCGGGCCCUGGAGGCGUUGAACAAGGUCAACGAAGGGGCAAGUUUUGCCGACGUUGCACGGGAGUACAGUGAGGACAAGGCCCGCAGCGGCGGCGACCUGGGAUGGAAACGGCGUGGUGAAAUGGUUGGCCCCUUUCAAGACGCGGCCUUUGCCUUGCCAAAGGGCGGCAUGACACCGGAGCCGGUAAAGACUUCAUUUGGUUAUCACAUUAUUUUGGUUGAGGACAAACAGUAG
This is a messenger RNA of Trypanosoma conorhini, 369 nucleotides long. RefSeq names its product peptidyl-prolyl cis-trans isomerase NIMA-interacting 4. Lineage: Eukaryota; Euglenozoa; Kinetoplastea; Trypanosomatida; Trypanosomatidae. Gene Ontology annotation, biological process: rRNA processing. The transcript has a single exon. The record is from RefSeq and is a predicted model, not a curated record. Gene Ontology annotation, molecular function: DNA binding; peptidyl-prolyl cis-trans isomerase activity. Bases 1 to 369 code for a protein of 122 amino acids.